Patella vulgata (common limpet) is the source of this 5350-nucleotide messenger RNA. RefSeq lists its product as uncharacterized. Gene Ontology annotation, molecular function: transmembrane receptor protein tyrosine kinase activity; ATP binding. Gene Ontology annotation, cellular component: signaling receptor complex. Gene Ontology annotation, biological process: positive regulation of kinase activity; protein phosphorylation; cell surface receptor protein tyrosine kinase signaling pathway. The record is from RefSeq and is a predicted model, not a curated record. The coding region runs from base 2 to 4612 and encodes 1536 amino acids. The transcript has 19 exons. Lineage: Eukaryota; Metazoa; Mollusca; Gastropoda; Patellidae.
GAUGUUUUCGUCAACGUCACCUAGAAGGGAUGUGUUUUACAUGCUUAAUAAUGAUAAAAUGAACGCUAGUGAACUAUGUGCAGACAAUACAGAAAAAAUCAAGAAUCGUGAGCAUAGUUAUGGGCACAGAUUGUACGUAAUAAAUUAUGGGAAUGCGAGAACUGAUAGAUUAGAAAACAUCGCAAUGCCGGGAACCUACAGAUGUCUGUCAAACAAUUACAAUGGAACAUCGAUAUCAAAAACAUUUAAUGUGGUCAAUGUUACAGUUUCUGAAAAUAUAACUUUGGACGUAAGUCAAUAUGAUCAAACUAAAUACAUUCGCCUUGAAUGUGGCAUCAAGGGUGUAGUGCGAUAUGAAGAUAUUCAAUGGUUUUAUAGCAGAACUCAAGGUGCAGCAGUACACAAGGAUCUGUUAGGUGUUCUUCAUAUCAAGUGGACGAAGACGGGAAAUUAUACCUGCUCAGUUGAAAAUUUUGUUCAUUUAACCAGUCUUGUAUACACACCGAACAUAACCAAUGGAAGCACAGGGUAUAUAUUUACAACCAGAACCUUGACAAUAAAUACAAGCACAGACGCAACUUCUACAAAAUCAAUAAAUACAACCGCUGUACCAGUCGUAGCACCAGGAUACAACGACACCAUACGAACAAAUGUACAUGUAUCCCAAACAUAUACAAACACAGACACAAUAUCUACCAAUUUACCACGCCCAAAAACAGUACCAACACCAACGAUUACAAUACCAAGAUAUUCCGACAUACUAUCAAGAUACAAAGGUACAAUAGCAAUAACUAUGCAAGCAUAUACGGACGCAGAAGCAAUAUCUACGAAUUCACCAAACACAGGCGCAAUAUCAACCAAUUUACCACCCACAAACAUAGUACCAACAUCUACAAUUACAAUACCAAGAUAUUCCGACAUACUACCAGGAUACGAAGGAGCAACAGUAACAACUGUAAACGCAAUGCCAGCAUAUUAUACCGAAGCAGAAGCAAUAUCUACGAAUUUAUCAAACACAGACGCAAUGUCAACCACUUUACCACCCCCAAAUACAAUACCAACACCUACGAUUACAAAACCAAGAUAUCCCGACAUAUUACCAGGAUACGAAGGUACAAUAUCAACAACUAUAAACGUAAUGCCAACAUAUACGGACGCAGAAGCAAUGUCUACCAAUUCACCAGUACAAACACAUUCGAGUACAAUACCAAGAUAUCCAAGUGAACUACCAGAUAACGAUGACACAAUAGCAACAACUAUAAACGCACUACCAGAAUACAUUGACGACGUGGGAACACAACGAACCAUAACACCAACACUUACAAUGCCGAAAUUCGAAGUUACCAAUACAAUGCCAGCACCUAUAAUUACCACACCAACAUAUGCGAUACAAAACCCAAUAUUUAAAACCAUGCAAUUAACAUAUACCAACAUAGCGCCUAUAAUUACCACACCAACAUAUCCACAACAAAACCCAUUAUAUACAACCUGGACACAAACAUAUAUAACCACAGCACCUUUAGACACAACAUCUGCUUAUACAAAAACAACACUGAUGUCCGAAUACAAUACACAAACGUCUACAAACCCAGCACUGACACCAACACAUACAAUACAUGCUUCUUUAUAUACAAACACGACAGCAACAAACAGAACGAAGCGAUCAACACACAAUGACCCAAUAAUGGUACCCAAAAACAUUAUACGAACAUCUACAAACACAACAUUAACACCAUUAGAUGCAACACCAACGUAUAUAAUGCAAAUAGCAACAGGUACAAACAUGACUGCGACGCAUACACACGCGAUGACGACACGUAACAAUACGAAUGCAACAUAUACAAACGCGAUGGUAACCCAUAUAAACGCGACAUCAACAUAUACCACGUCAAUACCAGCACAUACCAAUACGAUACCAACAUAUACCAACACGGUGCCAACAUAUACCAGAUCGAUACCAUCAAAUACAAACACGAUACCAACAUAUACCAAAACGAUGCCAUCAAAAACAAACACAAUACCAAGACAUACAUCAGCAAUACCAUCACCCACAACAACAAUGCCAACGUAUACAAACACAAUGUCAACAAAAACAAAUGCAAUAUCAUCAACAUAUACCACCUCGAUACCAACACAUACAAUCACGAUACCAGCAUAUACCAACACAAUGCCAACAUAUACCAGAUCGAUACCAUCAAAUACAACCACGAUACCAACAUAUACAAAUAGAAUACUGAGCCAUACAUCAGCAAUACCAUCACCCACAACAACAAUGGCAACACAUACCAACGCAAUGUCAACAAAAACAAAUGCAAUAUCACCAACAUAUACCACCUCGAUACCAACACAUUCAAACAAGAUACCAGCAUAUACCAACACAAUGUCAACAUAUAUCAGAUCGAUACCAUCAAAUACAACCACGAUACCAACAUAUACAUCAGCAAUACCACCACCCACAACAACAAUGGCAGCACAUAUAAAUGCAAUGUCAACAAAAGCAAACCCCAUACCAUCUAAGGGUUCAACCGAAAACACAAAAAUCACAACCAAAGAACCAGUGACGCAACCAACAACAAUUCUUGUCGUAGAAGAAAAGAGACAAGGCGCAAAAAUAAAAGCAACAAUGGGCCGGAUAUACGGUGUUGUUGGGGCAAAAGUUACACUUGAGUGUGUAAGAGUGUGGAAAGAUCAUAAUGUGAUAAUAGAUUGGAAAUUUUCGAACUACACGGAUAUUAAAAGUAAUCAUAAAUAUCAUUUUCAAGAGCCGGAUCAAUGGAGUUUAGAGAUCUGGAAUUUAACCCGUGAAGAUACGGGUAAUUAUACAUGUCUAAUUGACGGACAACUCGAUCCAAUCUCUGCGGCCAGAAUUGAACUUAUAGUUACUGAUCAGUUCCAAUUUACAGUGAAUUCCGCCACUAAAUAUUCUGAAUCAGAAGAAAUACUUUUCGUAAACUACCAUAAUUGUUCUACAAACCAGGUCAACACCACAACCACUUGGUAUGUAAAUGGCCAGAAAUCAGAAGCUGCCCCGUUUGGUGAUAGAGAUUUAAAAUAUGAGGCUGGUUGUAUACAGUGUGACGUUAAGACAACAAACAUAAGCCUCUUUCACCAGACAUGCUAUUUGAAAUUAAAAAAGCUAACAAUACUCCAUCAGCCACCACUAGUGCAAAAAGUAUCCAAUCUUAAAGAAUUGGAUUUCACCGUAAUAGCCACCACAGAGCCACUCAUAAAUAUCGAUAUUGAGUGGGACAGCAGGAUAACCGAUCUAAUGCGGAAAUCUAAAAGUGAGACGCUGUUCAGUGGAGAGAUGAUAAGCGCAAUCAAGUUCGAAUUAAUUCCAACAGGAACAGCAACAUUACAGGAGUACCGUGGUAAUUUCAGUUGUAAUGUAUCAACUGAUUAUGGUCAGAAAGUUAUUACAACCCAAGUUAUUUUGUCUUAUCUAUCCAGCGCAGAUACUGAUACCAAUUGGGUUGUAGGGCCUAUAAUCACUGGUGUCACCGUUCUAACUGUAUGUAUACUUGUAUGUAUCGUUAAAAGAAAGUUCGGUUGGUUUAAAAAGAAAAUUUAUGAAAGGCGGCUCAUGCGAAUGGCAGCUAAAGAAUUUGAUGAGAUAGGUUUAUCCAUUAGUAACCAGAUGAAAUCGAGGUAUGUGUCGGUUCCAAAAUCAAACGAGGGGUUUCCUCGACAACGUCUUCGAAUUCUAGAAGUACUCGGCGAGGGUAACUUCGGGAAGGUGGUAAAGGCCGAAGCUCUGGACAUUAAUGGUAAUGGUGUGUGGGAAACCGUGGCUAUUAAGAUGUGUAAAGAGACAGCAACUGAUUCACAGAAAGAAGAUUUCGCCCAUGAAUUAGCUCUGGUUAAACAGAUACCUAAACAUUCUAAUGUUGUUAAUUAUUUGGGUUAUUGUCAAAGUGCCGAUCAACCAACCUUGAUGAUUCUAGAGUAUAUAUCUGGGGGGAAUCUUCUACAGUUUCUACGUAAACGUCGACCUAAUAUUAAACUCGGAGAAGACGCCUUGGAACCGCUGGAUUCCUCUGACCUUUCAUCGUUUGCCUAUCAGAUCGCGAAAGGCCUAGAGCACCUGAGUAAGCAUAAUAUAAUUCACCGGGAUAUCGCGGCUAGAAAUAUUUUAAUUACUGAAAACAAUGUAUGUAAAGUAGCUGAUUUAGGGUUGGCCAGAGAUUUACAUGACAGUGGAGCUUAUGAAAUAGCAUCUAAGGGUGUAUUACCAAUACGAUGGAUGGCACCUGAAUCUCUGACUGAUGGUAUUUAUACAUCUAAGUCGGACGUCUGGUCGUUUGGUAUUUUACUUUGGGAAAUAGUUACCUUAGGUGCGAGUCCUUACCCUGGUAUGUCAGCGCGACAGGUUAUGGCUGCUGUUGUAGGGGGAGAUAAGUUGGAAUGUCCUGACUUCUGUAGUAAAGAUCUGCAAAGUUUGAUAAUACAGUGCUGGGGUAAUAACCCAAGUCAAAGACCAAGUUUUAGCGAGAUCUGUCAGAUAUUAGAAUCACUGCUGGAAGAACAAACGGAUUAUCUCAAUCUUCAAAACUAUGAGGAGGGACUUUAUGCCGCUUUAUUUCCCACUACAGAUGAUGAUGAAGACAAAUGAACGAUGGCCAAUGGAUUGAUUGAGUGAAAAAUUGAACUUAGUAAAUGAACACUCUGUUGUGAGACGCCCAAAGCUGCUUGGACGAAAUGUCGAAUUCCUGGGAUGAAAAGUCAACUGAAUAAAUGGUCAUUCUUCGCGAGUAGCUCAAAACAUUGGACCCACUUCGAGUAACUUUGUAGUUUCGAGUUAGUCAAUUUUGACUGCCUUAAAAUUGUUUUCAGUGGCAUUUCGUAAUUGAACUAGAAAUACACAGGUCGCAAUUCUAUGGAAUACAAUUACUGCUUCGCUAUGAGCCCAUUACCGGAACCGGCUUCCAUACUUAUAAAGACCGGGAUCAUGAUCAGAGAAUAUAGAUUUUACUCGUGUGACACUGAGUAAGAUAUUAUUGUGGGUGUGGAGCUUUAAAUCCUGGACUGAUAUCACGUAUUGAUUAAAAAACGCAUAGGUGAAUAUUUUGGAAUUAUCCCUUUUUAAAAUACAAGGUGGUAUGAUUUUAUUAUUGAUGAUCGUAUCACAGUCAAAUUUGGCAUGACUAUAUUCGUGACUGACAUCAGUGAUCAGUGGAGGCAUUGUCAUAACCAAACAGCGUCGCGCGGAUGCUUCGAAAUCGAUACCUUCUGUGGCCAUCAUGAUCAAAACACUUAAAGCACGUUGUGUCGGAUUUUUGAUCCCAUGUAGAGAUUUGAUUUCGUGUCUGUUAUUUCGUCUGUAAGACAAAAAUGUUGUUUAUCUGUAGAA